Phaedon cochleariae (mustard beetle) is the source of this 822-nucleotide messenger RNA. The record is from the annotation of a GenBank genome assembly. NCBI's taxonomy places the organism in Eukaryota, Metazoa, Arthropoda, Insecta, Coleoptera, Chrysomelidae.
AUGAAGGUAUUUACCUUAGACUUACAACAAGUGCUACCAACACCCUAUCUUCCAACUGGUGCAGUUUUCUAUAAGAGGCAACUACAUACUUACAAUCUCACGAUCCACCAAUGCGAUAAUAGUAUGUCAACUCACUACAUGUGGAAUGAGUACAUUGCAGGACGAGGAGCAAAUGACAUUGCUUCAUGCCUCUAUGAACAUUUGAUGAACCUUCCACCUGAGAUUGAGCACAUUAUCUUAUAUAGCGACACUUGUGGUGGACAAAAUAAAAACACACAUAUUGCUGCUAUGUUCACAUACAUAAUUUCCAUUCAUCCAACUUUGCAGGUAAUCGAUCAUAAAUUCCUCAUUCCUGGUCAUACACAUAUGGAAUGUGACUCAGACCUUGCCAAAAUAGAGAAAUUCAAGAAGAAAUCCCCAUUUCCUAUCUAUGUUCCUAGAGAUUGGUAUCAACUAGUGAGGGUAGCAGGGAAAGGAAAAUUCAGUGUUGAGAUAAUGAGUCGCCAAGAUUUCAUGGAUUUUGCAUCUCUAUUGAAAGGACCAUAUUGUACUAAAAAAGUCAAUGAAGACGUGGAGAAGUUCCAGUGGAGGCCUAUCAAGUGGUUGCGAUAUCAGAAAUCAGAAGAAAUGGGUACCAUACUUUACAAACAUUCGCUGGCUUGUGAUGAAGCUUUCCGAAAAAUCAAAAGGAAAUCAGGAAAACGAGAAGAACCGCCAAGUAACAUCAUCGUUCCCCUUUCCUUUGAAGGACCAAGAAAAAUUGACCCUAAAAAAUGCAAGGAUCUUCAGGAUAUGCUGCCGCUGAUUGAGAAUGAUGCAUGA